CACUUGAGGUAAGUCUACAUUCAUCUGAGCUCCCGUUACAGAAGUUGCCAGUGGAAGACGACUCUAUUGGUGAUUUCACAAGCAAACAGAAGUGGAUAGACGAGUUCACUUAUAAUUCGACACUUGGAACGCAUUUCAUAAGUGGCGUUAAAAUGCAUGAACAGCCAAGUAGAUUUCUGACAAAGAUCGUGAUAUUCGCCUUGCUUCAAGUUGGAUGUGCGAGGGAUCUCCGUAAUGUUACAGAACCCAAGACUCCACAAAUUUGCAUGUCACUGAAAGCUACUGGACGGGAUGACACCGAUCUCAUACAAACAGCUCUGAAUUCUUGCACCACAGGGAAAGCAGUUUCUUUGUCAUCCGGUGUCUUUCAUUCUGGUCCACUGACUAUACCAUCUGGUGUAAGUCUGCUGGUUGACAAAGCAGUCACCCUGAAGGCUACACCAGACCCUAAGCUAUACGACCAAGGAGCGAAAACAUGCGGUACUCUGGACGACUACGGCGUCGGCUGCAAGGCCUUCAUCACGAUGCUCCGAGCCAAAGGCAGCGGAAUCUAUGGAAAAGGUGCGAUCGAUGGUCAAGGAGGCGAGAAAAUGACUGGGACGAACACGACAUGGUGGCAGCUCUCCCAUGAUGCUAAGGUUAACGGCAAAUACCAGAACAAUCCUCGACUGAUACAAAUCAACAACUCUGUAGACAUCACGGUGUACCAGAUCACGUUAAAGAACUCUCCUUUUUACCACCUUACCAGCAGCGAGACAAAUGGAUUCACAGUGUGGGGCAUCACCAUCGACUCGGCUAAUGCCACCCGCAACACUGAUGGCGUGAACCCAAUGGGCUCGCAGAAUGUCACCAUAGCCUACUGCAACAUACGCACUGUAGAUGAUAACAUAGCCAUAAAGGCUGUCACUGCUCCAUCACGGCAUAUUUCAGUUUACAGCAACCACUUUAAUCACGGAGAUGGUGUUGCGAUAGGCAGUGAAGUCAAUAAUGGAGUCAGCGACGUGACGUUUAUCGGGCUCACGCUCAAUCACCUCAUCUACGGAAUCUACAUCAAGAGCGACACCCUGAACGGAGGUCUCGUAACUAACAUCACAUAUGAAAACAUCUGUAUCGAAAACGUCCGGGACCCAAUUUGUCUCGACACAAAUUACUACAACAAAACGGGUGACCGCAUACCAGAGAUCAGGAACAUAACUUUCAAUAACAUUUGGGUCCACAGCAAAGGAAACUUUAUAUUUAACGGCUUAAACGAUUCAUUUCCUGUAUACAUUCAAAUGAAUGAUGUACACAUAAAAGAAGGUUCACGUUGGUCAGUGAAUCAUGCUAAAAUUACAGGAUCCUGGAAAAAUGAUGUUAGUAUUAAGAAUUGUGGAUAUUAUGGCAAUAAUUAUUAGAUUAAUUUGCUUCAGUCUUUUUAACUGCCACUUUUAGAGUGAAUUAAAAGUUUAUUUAAAAC
Molecule: messenger RNA, 1456 nt
Organism: Bacillus rossius redtenbacheri
Lineage: Eukaryota; Metazoa; Arthropoda; Insecta; Phasmatodea; Bacillidae
Product: endo-polygalacturonase-like
Exons: 2
Coding region: 153-1394 (413 amino acids)
Biological process (GO): carbohydrate metabolic process
Molecular function (GO): polygalacturonase activity
Source: RefSeq, a predicted model, not a curated record